Molecule: messenger RNA, 2946 nt
Organism: Talpa occidentalis (Iberian mole)
Lineage: Eukaryota; Metazoa; Chordata; Mammalia; Eulipotyphla; Talpidae
Gene: SLC5A5
Product: solute carrier family 5 member 5
Exons: 15
Coding region: 173-2101 (642 amino acids)
Biological process (GO): thyroid hormone generation; sodium ion transport; iodide transmembrane transport
Cellular component (GO): membrane
Molecular function (GO): sodium:iodide symporter activity
Source: RefSeq, a predicted model, not a curated record
CCUUGGCCCUGGAGCUCUGGCUUCCACCCGGGCCCCUUUCACUGAGUUUGGCACCGAGGAGCCAGACGUGGCCUUGCCUGGAGAGACCAAGCAUCCUCCCAUGUCCACAGCCCUGCCUCCCUGACCACUGCCAGUUUCCCUCGCACGCGCCUGGAACCUGCACCUGCACCUCAUGGCCGUUGUCAAGGCAGGGGCACAGGCCACUUUCGGAGCUUGGGACUAUGGGGUUUUUGCCCUCAUGCUGCUGGUGUCCACGGGCAUCGGGCUGUGGGUUGGGUUGGCAAGGGGCAAGCAGCGCACCGCCGACGACUUCUUCACAGGGGGCCGGGACCUGACAGCCCUGCCCGUUGGUCUCUCUCUGGCCGCCAGCUUCAUGUCAGCAGUGCAGGUGCUGGGCGUGCCAGCUGAGGCCUAUCGCUAUGGCCUCAAGUUCCUCUGGAUGUGCCUGGGCCAGGUGUUCAACACCCUGCUCACCGCAGUGCUCUUCCUGCCCGUCUUCUACCGCCUGGGCCUUACCAGCACCUACCAGUACCUGGAGCUGCGCUUCUGCCGCGCUGUGCGACUCUGCGGGACCAUACAGUACCUGAUAGCCACGGUGCUGUACACUGGCAUCGUGAUAUACGCCCCGGCGCUCAUUCUGAACCAGGUCACCGGCCUAGACAUCUGGGCAUCGCUCCUGUCCACCGGAGUCAUCUGCACCUUCUACACAACUGUGGGCGGCAUGAAGGCUGUGGUCUGGACUGACGUGUUCCAGGUGGUAGUGAUGCUGACAGGCUUCUGGGUCAUCUUGGCCCGAGGGACCAUACUUGUAGGAGGGGGCCAGCACAUGCUGGAGCUUGCCCAGAACCACUCCCGGAUCAACUUGAUGGACUUCGAUCUGGACCCAAGGAGCCGCUACACAUUCUGGACUUUUGUAGUGGGUGGCACAUUGGUGUGGCUCUCAAUGUAUGGCGUGAACCAAGCACAGGUGCAGCGCUAUGUUGCUUGUCGAACAGAGAAGGAGGCCAAGCUGGCCCUGAUCAUCAACCAGCUGGGCCUAUUCCUGAUCGUGUCCAGCGCCGCUGGCUGUGGCAUCAUGAUGUUCACACUCUACAUUGACUGUGACCCUCUUCUUUCAGGGCGUAUCUCUGCCCCUGACCAGUACAUGCCCCUGAUGGUGCUGGACAUCUUCGAGGGCCUGCCUGGAAUCCCGGGGCUCUUUCUGGCCUGUGCCUACAGCGGCACCCUCAGCACUGCAUCCACCAGCAUUAAUGCCAUGGCUGCGGUCACAGUGGAGGACCUCAUCAAACCACGGAUGCCUAACUUGUCACCCCGGAGACUCGUAAUCAUAUCCAAGGGCCUCUCACUCAUCUAUGGAACCGCCUGUAUCACAGUGGCAGCUCUGUCAUCGUUGCUGGGGGGUGGAGUCCUCCAGGGUUCCUUCACUGUCAUGGGAGUCAUCAGUGGCCCCCUCCUUGGAGCCUUCAUCCUGGGAAUGUUCAUCCCAGCCUGCAACACAUCAGGUGUCCUCUCUGGGCUGGCUGCUGGAUUGGCUCUCUCACUCUGGGUGGCCCUGGGUGCCACUCUGUACCCACCCAGCGCACAGUCCAUGGGGGUAUUGCCCUCCUCGGCCACCAGCUGCAGGGUGCCCUCAGCCAAUGCCUCUAGCCUCCUGAGUGUGCCCCUCACAGUCAACGUGUCCGACUGGGCCCCCAGCCUAGGAAUGGACUCCAGUCGGCCAGCCUUAGCUGACAGUUUCUAUGCCAUCUCCUAUCUCUAUUAUGGUGCCCUGGGAACACUGUGCACUGUCCUGUGCGGAGCCUUCAUCAGCUGCCUGACGGGCCCCACCAAGCGUAGUGCCCUGGGCCCCGGGCUGCUGUGGUGGGAUCUCGAACGGCAAACAGCAUCAGUGGCUCCUAAGGAAGAAGUGGCCACCCUGGAUGACAGCUUGGUGAAGGGGACUGAGGAACUGACCUCCAAAGCCAAGAGGCCCCCUGACUUCCUGCCCACUGAUGAGGAACAUCUGCUCUUCCUGGGGCAGAAGGAGGUGAAGGGGCCUGGCUCCUCAAUCCCUGGCAGUGGACAAGAUUGUGGUCAUGAUACGAGGGAGACAGACCUCUGAGCACAGGGCCAGUGCAGGACUGACCACCUGGGACAGAAUCUCAGUGGCCUAUCCCAGGCCAGGGGCCAGUGUGUCAUAUACAAAUUAAUUUGGGGCUGUAGUGCAAGUCUUGUGGGAAGAGGCAAAGCCCUGCCUCCAGAAGGUCACUUUAUCCCACCCCCUGCUUCCUGCAGCCCCUAGUCUUAGAUGCUACAUCCCUUCCUAUCCCCACCCAAAAGGCCAGAUUUUCCUCUGCCUACAAGAGAAAGAUGUUGGUGUCCCCUCUGGACAACAUAGAAAACCCCCAGACCCAAUAUUAGAGUCUGAGAAAGACAACCCCUUUAUUAUUUUUCUGGAACUAUCAGAACCUUAGCAAGGAUUUUGGAGGUCUUUGGUCCCAACCCGCUGCACUCCAUUUUAGGGCAGGGAAACUGAGGUCUGGAAAGGGGCAGCAAGUUGCCAAGGUCACAGAGCAAACCAGAAACUCAUGGAGAGUUGGAUACCAGCUCUCCUGCCAUCUCCCUCCCUGCUUGGUGGGUCAGAGGCAAUCUGAUCUCUGAUCUUAGGGCUAGGAGGGGAAGAAGAAUGAGAAGUAAUGUCCUCAGCCUUCUCUUGCCUGGACAAUUCUCCCAGCUUAUCCAUUAAAGAACCACUGUGAACCCACUUUACAGAGGAAGAAAUAGGAUCAGGGAGGUUACCUGGUAUUACACAGCACGUGGGGCCUGGCAGGGACAGGCCUGGAUGCUGCCCGAUGCUGAGACUCCAUGGCUGACAUAUCACCGGUGUACAGGGUCACAUGACCCUAGCGAGCCUGGGUGGGAUCUGAUCCUUGGUGGGAGACUUCACCAAAUAAACAGACUCUGAGG